Ostrea edulis (European flat oyster) is the source of this 1803-nucleotide messenger RNA. Its product is annotated as homeobox protein caupolican-like. Gene Ontology annotation, biological process: cell development; neuron differentiation; regulation of transcription by RNA polymerase II. The record is from RefSeq and is a predicted model, not a curated record. Gene Ontology annotation, cellular component: nucleus. Bases 268 to 1722 code for a protein of 484 amino acids. The transcript has 5 exons. Gene Ontology annotation, molecular function: DNA-binding transcription factor activity, RNA polymerase II-specific; RNA polymerase II cis-regulatory region sequence-specific DNA binding. Lineage: Eukaryota; Metazoa; Mollusca; Bivalvia; Ostreida; Ostreidae.
GAAGUAUAGUCAAAUGAGACGGAAGUUAGUUGGUUUACAACGUGUUUAUGGGUCAAAAACUUUUACAGCAAAAAACCCAUAAAGCCUUAUGUCCGACUGUAUCACCUGCAUAUAUGACAAGUCGGUACGGAUGUAAAUAUGUGUUAGUUAGCUGGAGUUCAGUGCAGAGCUGGAAUACAAAUUUAACUGAGUGAUUAACUUGAGAGUAAAAGAAUAACAAUCCGACUUCUAGUCCAGCUGAGCGGACGAGGUGUUAAAUCAACUGCUAUGUCUAUUUCCCAAGUUGUUCCAUUUCCUAUACCAACUGGGACUUCAGCACAGAUGACUAAAACUCCCAGUCCAACCUCUAGUAGAAGCUGCUGUGAGAACGGCCGCCCCAUCCUUGCGGACCCUCACACAGGCCAGACAAUCUGUUCCUGUCAGUACAACCCGGCACUCCUGGGCUACUCCAGACUUGCCGGGCUCCCCGAUGGCGUCUACGGAAGUCCUGCCUAUACUGCACAAGGACUAGUCCCAUUUGCAUCAGAAGGCUCUGCAUUUUAUUCACCCCUCACAAGUGGUCCCUAUGAUAUUAAAGAAGCGACAGAGGCGUGGCGGAGCCUGGCCGCCGCCCAGCCCGGGGCAUGCUUUCCAUAUGACCCGGCCAUGUCUGUCUACCCAUACGGACCUGGAUAUGGAGGAAUUGAUUUAAAUGCACGACGCAAAAAUGCAACCCGUGAAACUACCAACACGUUGAAGGCUUGGUUAUAUGAACACAGAAAGAAUCCCUAUCCUACAAAGGGUGAGAAAAUCAUGCUAGCCAUCAUCACAAAAAUGACUCUCACACAAGUCUCUACGUGGUUCGCAAACGCCAGGAGAAGACUUAAAAAGGAAAAUAAAAUGACAUGGUCGCCAAGAAACAGAUCUGAAGAUGAUGGUGACGACGAUUUAGAUAAUGACGAUGAUGAUGAUUUGAUGAGGAAAAACGAAAAUCUUUUAGAUAAGAAAGAAUGCACAAUUAAGACAGAAGAACAUGAAAAAGAUCAUGAAGACCGCGAGUUAAAUGAAAAAAUUAUCAGCGUGGAUGAAGAUGAAGAUUCCAAUCUGAGUUUCGAAGACAGCGACACGCGACAAAGAGUGGAUUCAUUGAGCUCGGAAAGUGAAAGUUUAUCGAAUAAAAUUCUUCGAAGGGAAGCAGACGCAACAUCUCCAAAUCUGAGCAUUGGCGAAGAUUCAAGAUGCAGCGACUUGGCCUCUCCUGCGUGUUCUAGUGCUGCCACAUGUUCCCCGCAACCUAUAAAAUCUGACAAAAAUUCCAGCCAAAGUCAGGACAAUCGAUCUAAAAUUUGGUCUGUGACCCAGUUUUUGAAUUCGUCCUCAUCCGACGACGAAAAAGACGAUGAUGUGAAAAAACCAAUUGUGACGUCAUCUACUUCAAGUCGAGGCUCCCAUGUCCCUCAUAGUGCUUCGGACUUGUAUUAUCUCACCUCCACUGCUAGUCACAUGAUGAGAACCGGUCGUUAUGGCGGAUUUGGUCCCUACCCUAGUGCUCUAUCCCUGGCACACCCACCACUCUCGUACCCCUACAUCUUGUCAUCACAUGCUGCUGCCAAGAGUUCUUUGGGUGGAUCUCAUUUCCCUUUUUCUGGACCGGAAAACCUGUCCAAAUCUGCAGAAAAGCUCGUAAGGUCUUCUAGUUCUUUAUUUUCUCCAGCAAGAGACAUUGAUGUUGUUCGUCCCUAGUUAAAUUAUUUUUAAUAUACUAUUACUAUGUCGUUGAUUUAUAAUUAUUAUUAUUAAAGUAAAUGUAUGUUUUAUCUAAAA